CGGCUCGCUAAGGAUGGCUCGAUACGAUCAGAAAAAGGCAAGACCUAAGCGCGAUAGGACAAACGAGAAUUUUAGAAAGGGAGUAAAUGGAUUCCUCCUGCGAGGGGAAAAACUUCGGCGGAAGUAUCAUGCCGACGUUUAUAUACUAGUACGUCGUGAUCGGAAGCUCUAUUCCUAUGACUCAGGUAGUAAAUGCUGGGUUCCAACUCAAGAGGAAUUAGAAAACUACUACCCUCUACCAGUAAAGAGGUCGCCAGCAUAUUACCUACAUGAUACUUCAGAUGUAACCAGAUCAGAAGAGCAGACAAAUCCAUCUACUUAGUUAGCUCAAUAAUUUCAACCAUUGCAAGUACAGGCACUCAAUACUCUUCUCCUCCUCUCAGGAUCUUCACUUAAACCUAAUCGCACCAAACCACUCUACCGGAUCAAUCAAUCACCAUGCCAAUCUUCGUGUCUUUACGCCGCUUAGUCCACGAUUCUAGCAUCUCCAUUACCAAUCCAUACGUCGUUGACUUUUUCGACCGCCUCGCCGCCUCCUACAGUAUGGUUGGCCACCUCGAUACACUGCCUUCUACCAUCCCUUCCGCGACGGCGUGGACUACACACGAACUACGCCGGAAUUGAGAAUUCCCAAAUAGAGAGGAGAACUCGUACUGGACAUGGGCCUGGUGAUGAUUCGAGAUGCGGUAGUACGGGCCCUCGAGACAAUGGAUGGGAUAUAGGUCUUGCUUGGAGAGGAUAAUCCACGGGCAUAUAAGGUUCAGGAGC
This is a messenger RNA of Eremomyces bilateralis CBS 781.70, 768 nucleotides long. RefSeq lists its product as uncharacterized. The record is from RefSeq and is a predicted model, not a curated record. The transcript has 2 exons. Lineage: Eukaryota; Fungi; Ascomycota; Dothideomycetes; Eremomycetales; Eremomycetaceae. The coding region runs from base 439 to 624 and encodes 61 amino acids.